AUGCCUCGCUCCUCUGCAGGUGCCACUGAAGAAGCCACUUCUAGUCGUUCUAACUCUGAACGCGUCUCUGGUCCUGACGCUCAGCGAUUGUCAUCUGGACAAGAUUCACUGGGAGGGAAACAUGCAACUUCCUACUACGCAGCUAACCCCCUGAUAUCGUCGAAGCUUGGAAAUUUACAGCCCCAAGCAAAUACUAGUCACGAAUCUCUAGGAAGCAAGGCGGAUCGUUCUCUCGUUCUUGGUCACAUCGAAUCCCAUAUCUCUGGAAUGGACAAAAUCCUCGCAAAGUUGUCCCCAAAGCCCCAUUCUGGUGCUAGCAAGGCUUUCUUUGCCACAGGAAGCACGGGAAAACCGGAGGAAAAGUAUUCGCUCCAACCUGACACCCAGAAACGGGAUUCACGAUCUAUCAGCAGCCCCACGGGGUACGCAAUUUUUGAUGAGACUCAUGUCGAGCAACCUUUUGCCACUCAGACAGGGAAACACCCUUUCAAUACUUCCCCUUUGGCUGACGGUGGAAGUUCUGGUGUAUUCAUGAACAAAAGCGAGAUCGAAACACCUGAAAUGCUUCGCUUGAAACAGGAACUACUCGCUGCCAACUCUCGCAUUGCACAGCAGGAGCAGGAAUUGGCCCAAAACCGAGUCAUGAAACACACCUUCGACCAAGCCCUUGGUCCCCCUUCUGAAGUAGACUUUGGCGGUCGAGAAAUAACUGACCACACCAUUAGUAGCCUCCAGUCUGCUUUCAACGCCUCUGCAAAGAUUUCCAAUGAUCGACCAGACUGGGUUCAGGACGAUGCCAGAUCAGAUGUUUCCGAGGCUCUUUCCGCUGGUGCGUACAACAGAGGUCGAGGCUUGUGGACAUUGCCUUCGCAGACUGCACUUGGUUCGCACCAAGCAGCAAACACCAAAUGUUAUCAAGACGUACCUGGUGUAGUCCGAGGCGGCCUUAUGCCUGAUCCGACUGUGCAUUCAUGGUCCACUUCAGCAGUCACACCAUCUUUGAAUGCACAGGCAGUCCCACAACCACAUCGGGUGUUCUCUGGGCCAGCUAGUGCAUUUGAUGGUCGGUAUGCCGGUGAACAAGCUCAAUACGUCAAUGGUCUGAGUCUUGCCCCUCGCCGUUCCAUUUCACAUCGUGCCACAGCCUAUUUUCCGGCAAUGCAAACAACUUGGACACCCUUCAAUGGCGGCUCUCCAAACAACGUCGCUGGGAAGACUCCAGUUACGUCUCCCUUCAAUCCCUAUCAUCAGGUUGGAGUUUAUCAAAUCCCGCAGUAUCAAUCGCGCCCUGUAGGCACUCCACUUUCUCCCACGGCUGCCGAAUUUACUUCCAACGGCUCUACCUCUGAUACAUGGGCCGGGUCGACUAACGCUGGAGCUUCUACUUCGACUUAUGUGACACCUUUGGAGCCACUAAAUUACCGUCGUCUGCUAGACAAACACGUCUCUUGUGACUGGAAGUACAUUGUCGACAAAAUCGUUUGCAACAGUGACCAACAGGCAUCCAUCUUUUUGCAACAGAAACUAAAGGUUGGAACAGCGGAGCAAAAAUACGAGAUCAUAGAAGCCAUUGUGAACCAAGCUUAUCCUUUGAUGAUAAACCGUUUCGGUAACUUUUUGGUUCAGCGCUGCUUCGAACAUGGUACCCCGGACCAGGUGAUUGCCAUUGCCAAUGCUAUCAAAGGUAACACCCUGAGCCUCAGCAUGGAUUCGUUUGGAUGCCAUGUCGUGCAAAAAGCGUUCGACUGUGUACCCGAAGAACACAAAGCGGCUAUGGUCCACGAAUUGCUGCGACGUAUUCCGGAAACAGUCGUCCAUCGCCAUGCUUGUCACGUCUGGCAGAAGCUAUUUGAGCUGCGGUGGAACAACGAGCCCCCACAAAUCAUGAGCAAGGUCAACGAGGCACUACGAGGUAUAUGGCACGACACCGCAUUGGGUGAAACUGGAAGCUUGGUGGUGCAAAACAUCUUCGAAAAUUGCGUCGAAGAGGAAAAGCGUCCUGCCAUCGAAGAAGUCCUGGCAAAUAUCGACCUCCUUUCUCACGGGCAAUUCGGUAACUGGUGCAUCCAGCACAUUUGCGAGCAUGGAGCUCCGCAUGACAAGAACCGAGCCAUAGAGCAUAUUCUACUUUGGUCCGUGGACUACAGUAUGGACCAGUUUGCUUCCAAAGUUAUCGAGAAAUGUUUGAAGAUUGGUGGCUCCGAAUUUCUCGACCGAUACCUGGCAAGGGUUUGCACUGGCCGCGCCGAUCGCCCUCGUAUGCCUCUUAUUGAUAUUGCUGGGGACCAAUACGGCAAUUAUUUGAUUCAGUGGAUCCUACUCCACGCAGCUCCCCACCAGCGUGAAUUGGUGGCGACCCAUAUCAGGAAGCACAUGGUGUCUUUGCGUGGCUCCAAAUUCGGCUCUCGCGUCGCUAUGCUGUGCUGCAACCCUUCUCACGCGACUCGGCCUGGCCCCGGUGCUGGUGUUCCAGUGAACCGCUAUGCAAAUUCCAAUGACGAUCGCAUGCCGGCUGCCAACAGCUCUGGGGGUCGCUUCGGCCGAAGCAACCACUGGCCAUCAUCCAAUUAUCCCCCAUUUCGUUGA
Molecule: messenger RNA, 2586 nt
Organism: Talaromyces rugulosus
Lineage: Eukaryota; Fungi; Ascomycota; Eurotiomycetes; Eurotiales; Trichocomaceae
Exons: 7
Coding region: 1-2586 (861 amino acids)
Biological process (GO): post-transcriptional regulation of gene expression
Cellular component (GO): cytoplasm
Molecular function (GO): mRNA 3'-UTR binding
Source: RefSeq, a predicted model, not a curated record